This is a messenger RNA of Hemicordylus capensis (graceful crag lizard), 4510 nucleotides long. RefSeq names its product BCL10 immune signaling adaptor (gene BCL10). Gene Ontology annotation, biological process: positive regulation of extrinsic apoptotic signaling pathway; apoptotic process; adaptive immune response. Lineage: Eukaryota; Metazoa; Chordata; Lepidosauria; Squamata; Cordylidae. The coding region runs from base 153 to 878 and encodes 241 amino acids. Gene Ontology annotation, molecular function: NF-kappaB binding; kinase activator activity; transcription coactivator activity. The record is from RefSeq and is a predicted model, not a curated record. The transcript is spliced from 3 exons. Gene Ontology annotation, cellular component: cytosol; CBM complex.
CGUGGUUUCGCUCCCAUCGGCGCCGGAAACGUUCAUUCCUUUCCGCCCGAGUCCGGCUUCCGCCCGGUCUUGCGUGCUCUGCCGUUGAAAAUCCCCCUUUUGAGUCUCUGGCUGCUCCCGCUUCCUUAGAGACGGCGGUUUGUGCUCCCACUAUGGCGGACUCAGGGGUUACGGUUCAUCUCGGGCGGUCGCUCACUGACGAUGAGAUGGCGGAGGUGAAAAAGGAAGUCUUGGAGCGGCUCCGUCGCUAUCUAUGCGAUAAAAUAAUUGCAGAAAGACACUUUGAUUAUCUUCGUUCCAAAAAAAUACUCAGUAGAGAGGACACUGAAGAAAUAUCUUGUCGAACCUCAAGUAGGAAAAAAGCCGGGAAGCUGUUGGAUUACUUAGCAGAACAUCCUAAAGGACUAGAUUCCUUGAUAGAAUCCAUCAGAUGUGAAAGAACACAGAACUUCCUAUUAGAAAAGAUUACUGAUGCUGUCUUGAAAGCAAAAAAUGAAAAACUGGAAGCUCUUAAGGGAUUAAGCUGUAGCAACUGCAUGGCUUCGGUAUGUGAGCAGACAAACAACCUCUCUAGGUCCCAGUCAAAUGACUCUAACUUAUUUGAAAAACGAAAAGACAAAGAAACCACCUACCUUCAUCCAGAGGAGUAUAGUACAUCUGCUUUUGUAUCUGCUGCUUCUCUUUGUUCCAUGAAUUUACCUAUUACAGAGGUUGGAAAUACGGAAAACUCUGUUAUCUCAGCUACCCUUCCUCGACCUGGAGACUCUGGAGCACCUCCUCUUCCGCCAGAAUUGCAAAAUGAACAAGAAGAGGCGGGUACCAACUCAAGUGACACUCCCUUCCUGCCUUUGAGAUCCCGCUCGCUUCAUCCACAAUGAUUUGCGGCUUUUCCCUUGAUUAAUUUUUAAGUGAUUUUUCCUUGAGUUAAUUCUAAAAUACAGUGUAGGCUGCCUUGUAUACUGUGCAAAAACUGUUAAUGAACAGUUGAGGCCACAACUCCAGGGCAGACCAAGGUAAUACUGAGAGCAACCUUUUAAACAAAAUAAGUUUCUGUAUCUGAAAGGUGUGUUAGUUUUUGAAAAACUGUUUUCUAUAAUUUCAUAUCUUAAAAAUUCAUUAGGAUGCUUUUUAUUGGUUCUUGCUACUUCAAUGCCUUUUUAAAGUUCUUUUUUAUAUUCAAAAACAAUAUACGAAAAAUGAUACUGGUACUCAGUAGAGUAUUUAAAGAGUUUUAUAAAUUCUUAUUUUUUCAACUUUUCUACAAAUGUACUGUCCAAAUACUGAGAAGAUGUAGCUUGAUCUACAUCCAUGGAAACCAUUUCAUAAUUCUUGAUUAGACAUAUUGAUUCCUGAUACCUAGAGGAAUCAAGUCCUAGAGGUCUCCCUGGUUUCUCCAAGCAUUACAAUCCUCCUCAACUGCCAUGAGGAGGGAGAUUUACCAUAAAGGGGAAACUUGUCAAAAAUAUAGAAAAAGUGAUACUUGAGAGAUUCAGCUGUUGCUGGGACUACAUUAGAAGUAAACUAAUGCUGUGUGACUAAACAUAUACAAGUACAAAGCAACCAGAAAAUAAUAUUGGUCUGGCUGCAAAAUGAUGAAUGUCAAGAAGUCAUCAGUAGAGGAGGAGCAUUGUUUGGCUUGCAGCAGUGUGAGUGUUCAUAUAACAAUGCUUUGUCACAUUAUGGGGUAUCUCUCUUGUCCAGAUUAUGUGCCAUCUGAAUAAAUCCUUCAUUUACUUGUAGCAUGAUGUGCUCUCUGUUGGAGGAAGAUAUGAUCUUCUGGGUAUCCUUGUUCCUGUUAUACUUCUACAGGGUGUUCUUCACAAGAUAUUUUACUUACUAAGGUACUCGGGUACCACCAACCAUCCCUACACUUUCUGUAGUAAUGUCAUUAUACUACAGGUGCCUUAGGCUUCUUUUACAAUGCUAAAUAUAUUUCUAAAGUGAAAAUCUUCUCUUGCUUUUUUAAAAGAUGAAACAAUGCUAUGCUAUAGACAAAAUGCAGUCAGAGAGUGCAGGUGAUCCUCAAGCUGUUAAAGGGGUUCUUUAUGGCCAGACAACAGGAAAAAAGUGCAAAGGAGAUAGAGAACAUGAGAGAAGGGCCUAGCUUGUAAAGUACAUUCAGGAUCUUCCAGCCUCAUUCUUUUCUCUGAACCUUUUAAAAAUCUAAAUAUGUUUAUAUUUGCCUCUUACAGAGAAUAUGUGCUACUCAAUCUGUUUGAAUAUACUGUAUGACAAUGAAAAAUAUAUUAUUUUAGAUAUUAUGUGCUUUAAACAUAAUGAAUGUUAUCAGGGUAGCAUAGGGGAAAAGAAAGGGUCCUAUACCCUUAAUAGAUAGAGGGAGUUUCACUAAGUGCAGCUUGUCAUGCAGGGGAAAGAUGAACAGUACUUGCUGGAAUUCCCUCUUCUAUUCAUCUAUCCUUUAAUAGAUUCAUAGAAGAGGGAAUUCCAACAAGUACUGUUCUGUACUUCUAUACAGGAAUGCUGUCCUCUUUUUUCCUUCUGGCCACAACUCUAGGGUACAACAGAACAUUUUUUCAGGUUUUGCUAUUCCUCUUCCAAUCUUCUGCUGUAGAAGUUGUUUACUGCCUGGGUCUCAGGGAGAAGGUGCUUUUUAUAGUUUAAGAUUAUUCUUCACUUAAAAGAAAGUGAUCUCCUGUGAGAGGUCUUGGAUACCAAUGCAGUUUUUUUCACAAGCCCUUAAUUUAAAAUGUGCAAUAAACAAUCAGGUUUAAUUUCACUAAUAGCCUGGUCCUAUGCAUGUUUGUUCAGACGUUAGUCCUAAUCAGUUCAGUGCAGCUUACUCCUUGGCAAGUGUACAUAGGAUUACAGCCUAAUAGUUUAAUAAUGCUUGGUUUUGAAAAUGAUAGGUUAGUUAUAUGUAAUGCAUUGGUAACUAUCCUCAGAAUACACUAGGUCAGUCUAUAGCUCAAGCUGAUCUGGUGCCUGGUUUUUACCUCCUGUAUACCAUUUCUUUAAAGAGCUUGCUGCCUUUUAUCUUACCUCAAUUCAGACUUCCACAGUAGUGUCUUACUGAGGUUCAACUUCCUGUCUUAGGUGUGUAUCAAUAUAGAUGGAUCAAUCUGUUGCCUACUCUAGAUUCUUCCUGAAUUUUAGGCAAAUCCUAUGUUUACACAACUAUAAGCCAAUGAUCACCAUUACUGUGUGUGAUGAUCCACUUUUUAAAAUCUUCAAAACUUUCCAGAUAUUGAAAGUAUAGGAAUUUUUCUUACGUAAUUAACCCUAUUAUUGGCCAAAGCAUACUAAUGUAAAUACAGGAGGACCUCAAUAUUCGCAGGGGUUCCGUUCCACGGUACAACCACAAAUACAGAAACUGAAUAUCAAGGCAUUAGAGCAAUUGGGGGUUAGGUGCCCAGUUGGGGGGAAACGUCUUUAAAAAUAUCAGAUUUGGGGGUGGGGGGGAAGCUGCCUACCAUCAUAGCUGCUGCCCCUGAGUUGCUCUGUGCCCCCAAAUGGCUCCAUAUUGGCCAAAAAUCGCUAAUUCUUGUUUGUUUGUUUGUUUGUUUUAAAAAUUGAGCCAUUUUGUGAUUCUGAAAUGACCGCUUCCAGUCAUUUCCGGCCACCCUCGACCUGCAGAUACAUGAGGUCAACGUGUUCCCCCCCUCCCCCCCCCCCCCCGAAGCUGCUCUGGGAAGAGCAGAAGGUUUCAAGUUCCCUCCCUGGCUUCUCCAAGAUAGGGCUGAGAGAUUCCUGCCUGCAACCUUGGAGAAGUCGCUGCCAGUCUGUGAAGACAAUACGGUGCUAGAUGGACCAAUGGUCUGACUCAGUAUAUGGCAGUUUCCUAUGUUCCCCCCACGUAUGCUGAAGUCGGGUGUCUUUUACCCAACCACGGAGACACCAACCCACAGAUAUUGAGGUCCUCCUGUACCCAGAUAGCUACUUAGACCUUUCCUGAAGUGUAAUAUGUUAUACCAUGUAAAUUGCUGAACAAUCACAUGACUAGCUGUAUUAAAUAGAUAUAUUUGAAAAUGAUAGUACCCUUAAAAUGUUUGAAACUUUUUUAAUGGUGUAAACUUUUAUAUAAAACAAUACUGAAUUGAAACAUUGUUUCCCAAUACUUCCCUGGUUCAGGUUUUGAACUGUGUAAUCUGAGAAGCAUUAACUUCUAAGAAAUUGUCAAUAGAUUCCCCACCCCCAAUUAGAUUUGCCUAUGCCAAUACACUACACAUUUGCUAACCUCAUGUCCUGUUCAAUGGCAACUAGUAUAGAUGGAAAGGCUUGUGUUCUUAACAUUCUAGGGGAGCAGCAGAUCAUAGCUUAAGAGUUGACAAAUGUCAAGAAACUUUGUCUAGUGCAGAUUCUAUGUGCUAUUUUUGUCUUGAGUGUCCAGUGAUUAAAAAAUGAUGUUGGACAGUAAGAUGUUUCUUCUAUUUGAAAGAGCAAGGUUGGGGAUUGUUCUCUCAAUGGUGUUUCCUGUUUUCCUGUAAAGCUGAAGAAAUAAGCAUAACUGAAGUAAUUCACUGUCCAGGUCAAUAAAGAUUUUACCCUUUCA